AUGCGAUUUGGGUUUACCCUCAUGGGCAAAAUCCAGCCAUACGGGUUGGAAGAAGCGUACGGAUACUUUGAUUCGGAUCUCUAUAUGUCAGCCCAGCUUUCCUUCGAUGGCAGGGGGACAUUGGAUAUUAACAACGGCGAUGGCGUCUUAAGGGACCUGCUCUCCAGCCCUUUUACGGCCUAUGAAGCUUCACACCCCGGCAUUGUCUCCUUCUCCCCACAGCUCAACGCCGAAGUCUUUGAGCCAGGGUCGUCCAAGACCUUGAAGACCAAUGUUCCGCCGGGCCUGGGUGCCUUCAUAGGGGACAUCCUCGAUAACAAGCUUGACAAGGCAGUCGAUGGAAAGUUUUCAGUUCAGAAUGCCUCGCUCGACACUGUGUUCGCCGUGAACCUCAACCUAGAAGCGACUAUGCAAUUGAAGAUAUUUGGGUACGAGACCUCAAUUCAGGAUGCAGGUGCCGAGAUAACUACGCGGGUACCCCACUCGAUCCGUCUGGUGGGCGACAUGGGCACUGGGUCACCAGGAAUCAUGAACGCUCCUCAACAUGCCUCGGCCGACAUUAUACAAAGAGGCACAGUGAAAGACGGCUGGGAUGACGGCGCGACGCAUCUUCUCGGUUCUCGGCCCAGCCAGUCCCUUUUAUUUACGGGUGGGGACGAACCAGACGAGAGGGAGGCCCCCGAUAUCAAUGGCUAUGCAGUUUUCGGUGUUAGGAACUUCAUGACAUGCUCUAGUGCAUCCUUCACUGGCGAACUGGUUUGCUACUACGACAUUUACAAUGGAACAGAUGACGAAGAUCCAGGUGACGAAGACCCCGACGGCGGCCCGAUUACACAUUUAGGCCGAGCCGCCGGUCCGACUGGUGGCAAUGCUGAUACAUAUCCCAUCCCCGGAUAUGUACCAAACGUGAAUCCCAACACCGCAGUUGACGAGUUCGAGUUCCACACACCUACGUACCCAGCCGGCAACAAUUGGGACGCACUCGACGAGUCAACAGGCCGAAACGAGCGAUACGCUCCUGCCAACCCAGCCAAUUGCUUGGACACGACAGUGACGGCCAAUGGAGUCCAAGGAGUCAACUAUGAUCGAAUGAAUUCCGAUCACGUGGAUGAUAGAUCCAUUUUCCCGGGCGAUGAGGCAGUCUUUUUUCAAAGCGGCAAGUUCAUGACAUGCAUUAAACCUGGUUGUAUGCUCGAUAUGGCAAAUGGAAUCACUCACACAAGCACAAAUGAUCUGAUGACAUUCGAAAACUUGCUCAACUACUUCGCCGCUGACUACAGGGCGUGGGUUCCGACACAUGUCGAGCCCAACGCCCCUCCAGGGUCUGCAUCCGGCAACGUAGCAGAUGCGAUGGGUUCCACUACCAAUCCAAGCUCAAUGGUGAACCUGGAAGAGUCCCUGAACCAGCUCAAAGGACGCAUGUACACAACACAAGGCCGAGCCGCGGCUCAAAGCGUAUGGGACAGUUGGAUGGAGAAUCCAAGCCAAACGAAUGCCGAGGCAGCCUUCUCCAGCACGUUCCCCCAGCGACCCGAGCGACUGGCAACACUCGACGCGGAGUUCCGUACCCUUUUGGACCAACGAGUCGUCAACUUCGCGACGGAGUAUGUUACACGCAGUUUGGAUGAUAUGGACAACUCGUAUGGACCGCUAGCGCAGAAUCCGCGUUUGGCGAAGUUCGUCGUCGACGGGGUAGCGACUCUGAGGGCGAAGAUAGCCACGGAGAUUGUGUUAUAA
Molecule: messenger RNA, 1737 nt
Organism: Anthostomella pinea
Lineage: Eukaryota; Fungi; Ascomycota; Sordariomycetes; Xylariales; Xylariaceae
Source: the annotation of a GenBank genome assembly